This is a messenger RNA of Onychomys torridus (southern grasshopper mouse), 1328 nucleotides long. RefSeq names its product cortexin 2 (gene Ctxn2). Bases 938 to 1186 code for a protein of 82 amino acids. NCBI's taxonomy places the organism in Eukaryota, Metazoa, Chordata, Mammalia, Rodentia, Cricetidae. The transcript is spliced from 3 exons. The record is from RefSeq and is a predicted model, not a curated record.
AAAUAUAAAAACGUAGCGCCUUCUAACAACUCGAGCCUGCUGUUUACACGCACAGCGAAAUGCUUUCGGCACAGCUGGGGACAAUAGCAGAGGCAAGGAUUUUCGCAAUGAAUUAAUUAAACCCUCACUACCCUAGGAAGCACAAACAAUGACGAACCCUGAUUGCUAAGCUUCAGGGUGCGAUGUGAGUGAAAAUGAGCCCUUGCCUCUGCUCUUUCUAAUGGACCUGAAGAACAGACCCUGUUGCUGCUGUUAGAAUCCCUUCCCCAUCUCACGUCCCACCUCCUUUGCUCGCACAUCCACCUGCGCGCAAAUAUUUACACAUUGCCAUAUCAGAGAAAUACACACAUGCACACACAUUUUCCUGCAAACACUCGCGCGCACGUCCUUCCGCAGCUGCCCGUGUCCUAUCUCUUACCCAGACACAGACAUUUAUACACGUAGGCCAGAAAAAGCGCAACCCACGGUCCUGUGACUCCACGCAGGUCCUCAGAACACGCCGUUUACAUUGAACCGAUCCGCGAGCACAGACAAACCUACCAACAAGUCUACUGGCUGGAAUUCAUCUCCAUGGCAACAAACAUGGAAGGAAGUUUCCAUGCUUCCUGCAGCUUAAUAUGUAGAAGACACCUGGAGCCAACACAAGGUAGAAUCAUAACGCUGGUCUAGGCUUCUUUGGUGAGACAUGUUGAGAAUUUCCAGAUCGAGCUUACCAGUGCUUUGGAAGGAAUGGGUGUCUGAGGAGCCACCCAAAUAUUCUCUUACGGAAAAUCUCUCAAGGUUGACAUCUCCGGGUCUCUGGGGGUAGAUUCCUGAAGAUCCUGAGGUUCUGGAACUCUAGGAAACCAAAAUGCUUGUACUUCAGCGUGAUGAAGACAUCUGGGCGGAGAACUGACUCCUGCAGGAACUCCCAAGAGCCACCACGAUGCACCAGUGAAUGAUGAGUAGCACUCACUGCAGCAAUUCUUCAGCUAAGAUGAGUGUCAACGAAGUCUCUGCAUUCUCCCUGACGCUGGAGCAAAAGACUGGCUUUGCCUUUGUGGGCAUCCUGUGCAUUUUCCUGGGGCUCCUUAUCAUCAGAUGCUUCAAGAUUCUAUUAGACCCAUAUAGCAGCAUGCCCUCUUCUACGUGGGAAGAUGAAGUCGAAGAGUUUGAUAAAGGGACCUUUGAGUAUGCACUUGCCUGAUGGUGGUUCCAGUUUCAAGCCUUUUCCAGUUGCCAUUGGGACACAUGUUAGACACAUUUGUAAUUAGCCUGACUGUGCUGCUGCAGAGAGGAUCAUUUCAUUCACAAAAUUCAAUAAACAUCUGUGAUUGAUUUAUCCACCA